Ctenocephalides felis (cat flea) is the source of this 754-nucleotide messenger RNA. It is a transcript of the gene Ltn1, whose product is annotated as E3 ubiquitin-protein ligase listerin. Gene Ontology annotation, biological process: rescue of stalled cytosolic ribosome; ribosome-associated ubiquitin-dependent protein catabolic process. NCBI's taxonomy places the organism in Eukaryota, Metazoa, Arthropoda, Insecta, Siphonaptera, Pulicidae. Gene Ontology annotation, molecular function: ribosomal large subunit binding; zinc ion binding; ubiquitin protein ligase activity. The transcript has 5 exons. Bases 1 to 699 code for a protein of 232 amino acids. The record is from RefSeq and is a predicted model, not a curated record. Gene Ontology annotation, cellular component: RQC complex; cytosol.
AUGGCUCAGUGUUCUGGGAGCUGCUAUAGAGGAUAUCGAACAAUUGUAACUAAUAUUAAUUAUGUAGAUAGUGCUCCAGUAAUUUUGGAACAUCUUGCCUGCUAUAUUUAUUGCAAUACAUUACGCCUGUUGCCAGCUUUGGCACGACAGUGGUGGAACUCAUCUGAUAGUAGAGUUUCAAACAUCGUUGAUAAAAUAACAACUACGUAUGUUUCACAUUUAAUUUGUAAAGAAGAAAUAGAGGCAGUUCAAAAUCAUCAGACAAAGGAUGAACAUAUGCAGGUGAAAGUUAAUGCUGCCUGUGAAGUUUUGGCUAUAUAUACUGUGGAUGAAGUAAACAUGGAAAUUUUAAUAUCGUUACCUUAUAAUUAUCCACUUGGACCAGUGAAAGUUAUGAGUCGAAGAGAAAUUUGUGGUACAGCUCAAUGGAGAACUUGGAUCAGACAACUAACUCUGUUUUUAACACAUCAGAAUGGAAAUAUUUGGGAUGGCUUAACACAAUGGAAGAACAAUCUUGAUAAAAGAUUUGAUGGUGUCGAAGAAUGCUAUGUGUGUUACAGUGUUGUUCAUGCCUCAACACAUCAACUCCCAAAAUCUACUUGUAAAACGUGUCGAAAAAAGUUUCAUUCACAGUGUUUAUACAAAUGGUUUAACACUAGCAAUAAAUCCACAUGCCCAAUAUGCAGAAAUAUGUUUUAAUUCAAUUGAAUAGAAAAUUAUAGAAAUGAUUUAUUCAACACACAUGCAAAUGCAU